Molecule: messenger RNA, 2275 nt
Organism: Gamsiella multidivaricata
Lineage: Eukaryota; Fungi; Mortierellomycota; Mortierellomycetes; Mortierellales; Mortierellaceae
Exons: 1
Coding region: 305-2083 (592 amino acids)
Source: RefSeq, a predicted model, not a curated record
GGUCAAGGCGACCAAGACCGCCCAACGGAACAAAUUGCUGUCCACUACAAUAGUAACUAUCAGUAUGAUAUGUAGCACUCCGUCGUUCGAGUUGGUAGGGCCAUGAUUUAAUUUCAAGUUUUUUUUUAUAUUUUUAUGCUAAUAGCGAGAGUUGACAGCCAAUCCCCCGAGUCAGAACAGCGAGAAUGGCGCCGCCUCCGCAGAUACGCAGGCUGCCAUUGAUGCCGCUGUGAAGUCGAGAACGGAGGAGUUGGAGAAGAAGUAUGCAGCACAGACUGCCACUCAAGCCACGUCCCCUGGCUCAAUGACAGCUGCUGAGGUCGAGGCCAGGAUAGAGGAGGAGAAACAAAAGGUGGCAGCGGAGUUAGCCCAGAAGCACAAGCAGCACGUUGAAACCAUGGAGCAAAUUCAUAAGAUGCGCCAGGAGCUGAAGGUCCAGACGAAAGAAAGGGAGAUUCAGAACCUGAAGGAUCUCUUAGCAGGCGCCGGUGUGACCGUGGGCACGACUGGAAGUAAUGACACCAGGCCCGCUAAUGCAUCCACUGAGGUACAAACAAGGGCCCCAGCUCCUACAGGGGCGCUCUCAGUAUCAGCACCAACAUUCAGACCGCAGGCCGCAGCCACAACUCCAGCUCGACCAGCUCGACCAGCUAAUCCUGUUCGGGUUGUCAGGACAACUCCAGGUGCCCCAGGUUCCCCGAGUGAGGCAGGUCCUGCAGCACGCAACUUGAGCGGUGCUGCCCCUCGUCCUGGUCAUGCUGCUACGAAUGCGCACGGACACCACCCAAGACCCGCUGCUGGCCAUUCCCGUUUGAGGCCGCCGCUUGGAGCUCGUGUGGCCGCCGCCGCAGCCACAGCCACUGGAACAUCUCCUGCAGUACAACCCUCGGCCGUCACGGCUACCAGUACGGCUGCACCUGCCAGUGCACAGGCGGUAACUCCUCAAACUGCUGCGACCGUAACUGCGACGUCCGCACCGGUUCCCACUAGUGCACCUGCGUCGACGCCAGCAUCAGUACAGCCAUCACGUUUGUUGAUCAAGCGCCGUAGAGAGGAGGAGCUGCCUGGAGACCUCAACCAUCCACAGAGCACAUCCCCGUCGCUCGAUGCCACGGCUGUCGAGGGAGGAUCUGUGACAGGAAGUCCCUCUAUGGGUCCUACAUCAGUGAUCGUGACUCCAGACUCAAAGACACCGCCUAUGGUCAUUAAACGUCAGCGACAGCUACCUGUUGUCGUGAGUGCUACUACAUCGACACAGGAGACGAGUACGAGUGUGCCGGCUGCUUCAGAAACGAAAUCUGGCACCGUCACCAUUCAGCGGAGGCGGGUGAUCAGCACAACAGAUUCAACUGAGGCCCAACCUGGAUCGGCUCCUGCGAGUACUCCAGAUGUCACGGUGACGACCACGCCCCCAACGUCUGCUGCAGCUGAACCUACGGCCAAGACUUCUCCCCAUGGACAGAAGCGCCGACUUGAGACGACAGAGACUGUUCAAGAGAGCAUCACGAUUGUGUCAACGCCUGGCCCAACAGAUGUGGAGGAGGAUGUUUCGACGCCUGAGCCUUCGCACGAGAACAUGUCAAUGGAGGUUGAUGAUGCGCCACCAGUCAAGAGAGUGCGUCCUAGCAGUACCGGUGGCAGCAGUAGUGUGGUUAUUACUGAACUUCCAGACGAGGCUCCAUCGUCAUCUAAUGCCCAAGAGGAGUUGGCCGCACCAGAACAGUUCCUUGACUAUGAGGAAGGAGAGAUGGAGGACGAAGCGGCCAAUGCUAAUGUUGAUGUAGCAACGGCAGAGACUGCAGGUGCUGAACCAGCACAGAAGGAGGAACAGCAGGAGGAAGAUCAUCAUACACAGGAAGAGACGGUGCAGCAGGGUUCUGGUGCGGAUCAUGAGGUGGAGGAUGAGCUUGAGGGCCUGGACUCGACCUAUGAGACCCCUGGUGCCACAGACGUUAUCGUGUUUGAGGAUGUAGAGGUUCAGGCACCGCAUGCGCAAGACGAUGAGGAAGUGGAGCUGGAGCUUGGACUAGAUGAACAACGGGAGCACGAGGGAGAAGGCGAUGGAUCGGAAUCGGCGGCAUAAUGGGAUGGUAAACGUUUAGAGAAGGAAGAGCGGAUCACUCAGGGUGGACAAGGGUCAAUGGGAACAAGAUCGAAGCGCGUUAAAGGAUCAUGUACUUGUUAGAAAAAAUGAAAUAUCCAAUUGCAGGCAUUAAAAAAAAAGACAUCAGCGCAUGCUGUGCAGGAAGUACUGAAAGCGAUCCAUUGUGAGCCA